Molecule: messenger RNA, 3531 nt
Organism: Saccharomyces paradoxus
Lineage: Eukaryota; Fungi; Ascomycota; Saccharomycetes; Saccharomycetales; Saccharomycetaceae
Gene: AVO1
Product: Avo1p
Exons: 1
Coding region: 1-3531 (1176 amino acids)
Biological process (GO): TORC2 signaling
Cellular component (GO): plasma membrane; TORC2 complex; cytoplasm
Molecular function (GO): phosphatidylinositol-4,5-bisphosphate binding
Source: RefSeq, a predicted model, not a curated record
AUGGAUACGGUGACGGUAUUGAAUGAACUGCGGGCUCAGUUUCUGCGGGUGUGUCCGGAGAAAGACCAAAUGAAAAGAAUAAUAAAACCGUACAUACCUGUAGACGGACUCAGUACGGAGCAAUGCUUAGAUUCUUCUAUCCGUGAGUUAUACACGAACUCAGAUGGCGUAAGCUUCUUACCUGAACUAGAAUCUCCACCGGUAUCGAAGGAUUUUAUGGAAAACUACGCUUCACUAGGGAAAAUGAGGAUAAUGAGGGAGAAUGAAGGCCAAAAAGGGAAGACUAACCAGAAUUUAAUACGAGCAGAGAAGGCAGAAAAGGACGAGGAAGAAACACGAAAACAGCAAGAUAAAAGUGCAAAAAAUACUCUCAUAGUCGAAGAGAAUGGAACACUUCGAUAUAAUCCACUGAAUUCAUCUGCCUCAAACUCUCUUUUAAAUGGCGACGACCAUUCCAGUGAAAAACAUCGCAGGCCCUCCUCCAAGGAAGAUUCAUAUUUGAAUAGUUCGAUGGAAAUGCAGAAAAAAUCCAGCAAGAGAUCAUCGCUUCCUUUUGUGAGAAUAUUUAAAAGUCGAAGAGACCACUCAAAUAAUUCCGGAAAUAAGAAUGUUACUAACACAACUAACACAAGAUCAAAGUCAUCUAGUUUACAUCCAUCUGCUGCGCGCCAUAGUAAGAAAGGCAGUAAAUUCGAUAUGAAUUUUGAUUUUGAUGAAAACUUAGAAGAAGAAGAUGACGACGAUGACGACGACGAAGAAGGUGAUGAUAUACACUCACAAUUUUUUCAAUUAGAUGAUGGUUUUGAUGCUAAAAGUUCCGGAGCCAGUUCAAUCCAUAAAGGCGCCAAUGGCUUGUCCAAUAAUAAAAACAACACUUAUACAAAUAACAGAAAUAGCACCAGCAUUCUUGAUGACCGAGAGAGUUCAAAUGGCAAUAUAGGAAGUGCUUCAAGAAUAAAACCUCAUUUUCCUACAAGCCAAAAAGGGAAAAUUUUUCUAACUGAGAACAAGAAUGAUGGACAAAGAUCUGAUUCUCUGAAUGUCAAUAAGGGUAUAAAUGGAGACGGAAGCAGCACUAGCGGUAAUGGAUCUAUAGGUAGGGACGGUAUGACGGAAACGGAAAGCAACAAUAUUUCCGAUAUGGAAUCUUAUAUCAACGAAAAAGAUUUAGAUGAUUUGAAUUUUGAUACUGUGACCUCAAAUAUAAACAAAACAGUAUCAGAUUUGGGAGGACACGAAUCUACAAAUAAUGGAACAGCGGAUACGAACAUAGGUUCAAAGGGCAGCCACAGUAAUAGCGAUCAAUUGAGUGCUCAAAAUCAUGAACGAAUUACCCCUGGCUCAUCAUAUGGGAAGUCUCUUUUAGGGUCUGAAUAUUCUGAAGAGCGCUAUUUGAAUAACGAGUCAUCAACCAUGGAGAGCGGUGAAAUGUCUCUUGAUUCAGACAUGCAAACUAAUACUAUACCUUCUCAUUCCAUACCAAUGUCCAUGCAAAAAUAUGGUAUUUAUCAUGGUGAUGAUGACUCUACCUUGAACAAUGUCUUUGAUAAAGCUGUGCUGACUAUGAAUUCGUCCCGACAUCCUAAAGAAAGGCGCGAUACUGUUAUAUCGGGAAAAGAGCCAACAUCCUUCACCAGUUCUAAUAAGAAAUUUUCUGUUAGCUCGAAUUUAACAUCAACAAGGUCUCCCCUUUUACGAGGACAUGGAAGAACCUCAUCAGCGGCCAGUAGUGAACACAUGAAAGCCCCAAAGUUUUCUGAUAAUGUAUCGCAUAGGGCAAGAAAGAGUACGUUGACCUUAAAGCAAGAUCAUACUCAACCUAAUGUCUCAUCAAAUUCUCAUAAGAGUUCGAAGGAGGGGAACAUCCUUAUUGAGAAAACCACUGAUUAUUUAGAGUCGAAACCCAAAGCGUCGCAGUUGUCGAACAUGUUUAACAAAAAGAAAAAAAGGACCAAUACCAAUUCUGUAGAUGUGUUAGAGUAUUUUUCAUUUGUCUGCGGAGAUAAAGUACCGAAUUAUGAAUCAAUGGGUCUCGAAAUAUACAUUCAGGCUUCCAAAAAAUACAAAAGACAUUCCUUCACCACAAAGGUCCGAAAGUCGUCCACCAUCUUCGAAGUGAUUGGAUUUGCUUUAUUUUUGUACUCCACUGAGAAAAAACCAGAUAAUUUUGAAGAAGAUGGAUUAUCAGUUGAAGACAUUUCUAAUCCUAAUAAUUUUUCUUUGAAGAUUGUUGAUGAAGACGGUGAGCCGUUUGAGGAUAACUUUGGUAAACUGGACAGAAAAAGCACUAUUCAAUCAAUUUCGGACAGUGAAGUUGUGUUAUGUAGGGUCGAUGAUGCCGAGAAGUCUCAAAAUGAAAUUGAAACACCUUUACCAUUUGAUAUUGGUGGGGGCCUAAUGGAUGCUUCUACUUUGGAUGCCAACAGCAGUCAUGAUACAACUGAUGGCACCAUUAACCAACUGAGCUUCUACAAACCUAUAAUAGGUAAUGAAGAUGACAUCGAUAAGGCAAAUGGUUCGAAAAUUAUUGAUGUAACAGUAUAUCUGUAUCCUAACGUGAAUCCGAAAUUUAACUACACCACCAUUAGUGUUCUAGUGACGUCACAUAUCAAUGAUAUUUUGGUGAAAUACUGCAAAAUGAAGAAUAUGGAUCCUAACGAAUAUGCAUUAAAAGUACUAGGUAAGAACUAUAUACUGGAUUUGAAUGAUACGGUAUUAAGGCUCGAUGGUAUUAAUAAGGUGGAACUUAUUUCUAAAAAAGAUGCAAGAGAGUUGCAUUUGGAAAAAAUGAAACCGGAUCUAAAGAAGCCCGUUUUGCCAACCAUCCAAAGUAAUGAUUUAACUCCAUUAACAUUGGAACCUCUGAACUCUUAUCUCAAAGCAGAUGCUGGAGGAGCUGUGGCUGCCAUUCCUGAAAACGCGAAAGUGACAUCCAAAGCUAAAAAGAUUUCCGCGAAGUAUAAGUUGGGUUUGGCAAAGCAGCAUUCAUCAUCGAGUGUCGCUAGUGGAAGCGGUUCGACGGCUGGCGGUCUCGCCAAUGGAAAUGGGUUUUUCAAGAACAAGAAUUCAUCGAAAUCUUCAUUGCAUGGGACACUACAGUUUCAUAAUCUAAAUCGUUCACAAAGUACGAUGGAGCAUACUCCUGACACUCCAAAUGGAGUUGGAGAUAACUUCCAAGAUCUCUUUACUGGAGCAUAUCAUAAAUAUAAGGUAUGGAGAAGGCAACAAAUGUCAUUUAUAAAUAAGCAUGAAAGAACGCUAGCCAUUGACGGCGAUUACAUAUACAUUGUACCCCCGGAGGGACGUAUACAUUGGCACGAUAAUGUGAAGACUAAAUCACUACAUAUUAGUCAAGUGGUUCUUGUUAAAAAGUCCAAAAGAGUCCCUGAGCAUUUCAAAAUUUUCGUAAGAAGAGAGGGACAAGACGAUAUCAAGAGGUACUACUUUGAAGCGGUUUCGGGUCAAGAGUGUACUGAGAUUGUGACUCGAUUACAAAACUUAUUAAGUGCUUAUAGAAUGAAUCAUAAAUAA